CCUGGCCGGAGGAUUUAUUUCAGCGCUGCACGGUUUUCCGGCCUCUUUCGGAUCUCGAGUGGAGAAAGAUGACGAAAGGAACGUCGUCUUUCGGGAAGCGCCGCAAUAAGACUCAUACGCUGUGCCGCCGCUGCGGCUCCAAGGCGUACCACCUGCAGAAGUCCACCUGCGGGAAGUGCGGCUACCCUGCCAAGCGCAAGAGAAAGUACAACUGGAGCGCUAAGGCCAAGAGGCGCAGCACCACUGGAACUGGCCGCAUGAGACACAUGAAGGUUGUGUUCCGCAGAUUCAGGAAUGGAUUCCGUGAGGGAACUGUCCCCAAACCCAGGCGUGCGGCAGUGGCUGCAUCCAGCUCCUCAUAAACGAUGUUUCUAAUAAACAUGUCAACAACA
Molecule: messenger RNA, 392 nt
Organism: Colossoma macropomum (tambaqui)
Lineage: Eukaryota; Metazoa; Chordata; Actinopteri; Characiformes; Serrasalmidae
Gene: rpl37
Product: ribosomal protein L37
Exons: 4
Coding region: 69-362 (97 amino acids)
Biological process (GO): translation
Cellular component (GO): ribosome; cytosolic large ribosomal subunit
Molecular function (GO): RNA binding; structural constituent of ribosome
Source: RefSeq, a predicted model, not a curated record